Molecule: messenger RNA, 3578 nt
Organism: Morone saxatilis (striped sea-bass)
Lineage: Eukaryota; Metazoa; Chordata; Actinopteri; Moronidae
Gene: acap3a
Product: ArfGAP with coiled-coil, ankyrin repeat and PH domains 3a
Exons: 25
Coding region: 161-2686 (841 amino acids)
Cellular component (GO): cytoplasm
Molecular function (GO): GTPase activator activity; protein binding
Source: RefSeq, a predicted model, not a curated record
ACUGAGUGAGAGAGUGAGCCGCUGCAGGAGCCGGAGCCCGAGGGAGGAUCUCUGUAUCGGAUACUUACAUCUACUCUUACUCCAGGACAUGAAAUCCGUAUUUUAAACCCGUUUUUUUUUGUUUGUUUUAAAAACAAAAACAACUUUACUCCAGUCCAAAAUGACGGUGGAUUUUGAAGACUGUAUUAAAGAUUCACCCCGGUUUAGGGCAAAUAUUGAUGAGGUGGAGACAGAGGUUGUGGAGAUCGAGGCGAAACUGGACAAGCUGGUGAAGCUAUGCAGUGGGAUGAUUGAAGCAGGAAAGACGUACGUCAGCGCCAACAAGCUCUUUGUCAACGGCAUCCGGGAUCUGUCUCAGCAGUGCAAGAAGGAUGAAAUGAUCUCGGAGUGCCUGGAAAAGUGCGGUGAAAGCCUCCAGGAAAUCAUCAACUACCACAUGAUCCUGUUUGAUCAAGCUCAGCGGUCCGUGAAGCAGCAGUUGAACAACUUUGUGAAAGAGGAUGUUCGGAAGUUCAAGGAGACCAAGAAGCACUUUGAUAGGGUGCGUGAGGAUAUGGAAAUAGCACAGGUGAAGAACGCUCAGGCGCCGAGGAACAAGCCUCAUGAGGUGGAAGAAGCAGCCGGCACACUCAGCAUCACUCGCAAGUGCUUCCGACACCUCGCUUUGGACUACGUACUGCAGAUCAAUGUCCUCCAGGCAAAGAAGAAAUUUGAGAUCCUAGAUGCUAUGCUGUCAUUCAUGCACGCCCAGUACUCGCUGUUCCAGCAGGGCUACAACCUGCUGGAUGAGAUCGACCCGUACAUGAAGAAACUGGCUGCUGAGCUGGAUCAGCUGGUGAUUGAUUCAGCCAUGGAGAAGAGGGAGAUGGAGCACAAACAUGCAACCAUACAGCAGAGGACCCUCUUGCAGGACUUUUCGUAUGACGACUCUAAGGUGGAGUUCAACGUGGAUGCUCCCAAUGGUGUGGUGAUGGAGGGCUACUUGUUCAAGAGGGCCAGCAAUGCCUUUAAGACCUGGAACAGACGGUGGUUCUCCAUACAGAACAGUCAGCUGGUCUAUCAGAAGAAGCUCAAGGAUUCGCUGACGGUGGUGGUGGAAGACCUCCGGCUGUGCUCCGUUAAACCAUGUGAGGACAUCGAGAGGAGGUUCUGCUUUGAGGUCGUCUCCCCCUCCAAGAGCUGUAUGCUUCAGGCUGAAUCUGAGAAACUAAGACAAGCGUGGAUUCAGGCGGUUCAAGCUAGCAUUGCCUCAGCCUACAGAGAGAGUCCAGACACCUACUAUAUCGAGCAUCUGGACAGAACAGCCUCUCCGUCCACCAGCAGUAUUGAUUCGGCCAGUGAGCCCCGGGAGCGCAGCGUCCGAGGGGACACCAUCCUGCAGCGGAUCCAGUGUCUGCCAGGGAACGAGCAGUGCUGUGACUGCGGCCAGGCCGACCCUCGCUGGGCCUCCAUCAACCUGGGCAUCCUGCUGUGUAUCGAGUGCUCCGGCAUCCACAGGAGUCUCGGAGUUCACUGUUCGAAGGUUCGCUCACUCACACUGGACUCAUGGGAACCAGAAUUAUUAAAGCUAAUGUGUGAGCUUGGAAACAGUGUCAUCAACCACAUCUACGAAGGCUCGUACCAAGAACAAGGUCUAAAGAAACCAUUGCCGUCCAGUUCAAGGCAGGAGAAGGAGGCUUGGAUUAAGGCAAAGUAUGUAGAGAAGAAAUUCCUGAAGAAGCUGGGUUCCACAGAGAUACUCAUCAAUGGAGAGAGGAAGUCGGAGCGGCGGUGGAGCGUGAAGAAGUGUCGGAGACACAACAGUGCCACCACGGUCCCUAAAACACGCCGAAGAUACCGACAAGAGCCCGGAAGCACCUCCCCUUCCACCCUCUCCGCAGCAGCUGCCAAAUUCAGACGAGACUCCCUGUUCUGUCCCGAUGAGCUGGACUCUCUCUUCUCCUAUUUUGACACGGGAUCUGGGCCUCGAAGUCCGGCAGGCCUGAGCAGUGACAGCGGGUUGGGAGGCAGCACAGAUGGCAGCACAGACAUCCUGGUGUUUGGCUCAGUGGUGGACAGUGUCACAGAGGAGUGCGAGGUGUCGGAGGAUUCGAGUGGUGAAGCGGAGCUGGAGGCUGAGCCGGAGACGUCAGACCCUGAGGACAUGAGGGACCUUCAUCCCGGAGCGCUGCUCUACAAAGCCUCGAAAGCCCGUAACCUGCCGGUCAUGGCUGAAGCACUGGCCCACGGGGCGGAUGUCAACUUAGUCAACGACGAGGACGAAGGAAAGACGCCUCUCAUACAGGCUGUGAUUGGGGGUUCAUUGAUCGCCUGCGAGUUCCUGCUCCAGAACGCUGCUGACGUCAACCAAACGGACGCGAGAGGGAGGGGCCCCCUGCAUCACGCCACAUAUCUGGGACACACAGGGCAGGUGUGUUUAUUCCUAAAGAGGGGAGCGACACAGAACGACGGGGAUGAGGAUGGCCAGGACCCUUUGAGUAUAGCUGUGCAGCAAGCCAAUGCAGACAUAGUCACACUGCUGCGUCUGGCCAGGAUGAAUGAGGAGAUGCGGGAGUCGGAGGGACCCUUCGGACAACCAGGAGACGCCACAUACCUUGACAUCUUCCGAGAAUUUUCCCACAUGGCGUCCCACAACCCAGAGAAGCUGAAACGAAGGAGUGUGCACUUCCGACACUCCUUCAGGUAGUCCGCCAAGCGUCUGGAGGGAAGCAAAAAUCGUAUACUUGAAAAGUGCAGCAGCCACUUUCCACAUGUAGUCACAAUUGGAGGUUGCAUCAGUCCAACAUCACAAGUCAUUGAAAUUUGAAACCACUUCUAGAAAAAUCUGAUAAAAAAAAGGAUCAUUAUCAUUUAUAUUCCUUAUGAGAUUUUAAACUUUAAAGUGGAAGUCAAGGAAAUCUGUCCGGUUUGGUGACGCUGUUUGUUCAGUGUUUAGAAUAGCUGCAUUAUAGAGUCUUGUGCUGUUCUUAGCUCGACCUUUUAUUUUGAAAUGAGGAUUUGCUGGUCUUUUCCCUCAUAAAUACAUAUAUAAAUAUAGUAUUGCUUUUGUACAGUGUUAGAUGAAACUUUUAUUAAAAUCCCAAGCACUUGUUUUGUUUAUUUUUCUUUAUUGUUGUUGUUUAUUUUUUUGUAUAAAUGAUUUGUUUUGCUGCAUCAGUUUCAUUAUUCGGAUCAACAUAUCUGAUUCACUGAAGGCCUUUCAUCAAUACUUUACAUAAAUACAUGUUUCUGUGUUUGUAAUGCAUGCAUUUACUCCCAUUAUAUUUCAUACUUAAACUUGAAUUCAGCUACGUGUCAUAUCAUCAUUAGUUAUCAUCAACAAUCCAAUGUCUUGAAGUCUUAUUUGUCUCCAUGAGCAUUUUAUUUGCAGAUGAAAUGUGUUGUUUUUUUGACUAUGCUGGUGUAGUCUUUGUAAUAUUGUUGUUUAAAUGUCAGUACCACUAUGAAAUGCAGUGCUUAUGUUACUGUGUACAUGCUGUAGAAGCACAAAAAUGCUAAUAUAUCUGAAUGAACAGGGAUACUGAUGGAAGAUGGAUGAAAAUAAACAUUUUGUCUGUGUUUACACACAUUUUCUGAGU